Megachile rotundata (alfalfa leafcutting bee) is the source of this 738-nucleotide messenger RNA. RefSeq lists its product as uncharacterized. Gene Ontology annotation, biological process: DNA integration; proteolysis. Gene Ontology annotation, molecular function: nucleic acid binding; aspartic-type endopeptidase activity. The record is from RefSeq and is a predicted model, not a curated record. Lineage: Eukaryota; Metazoa; Arthropoda; Insecta; Hymenoptera; Megachilidae.
AUGGACAACAAAAAUUGGCAUCAUCUACGCGGCGUUACACUGGCUGAUCCCGGUUUCGGUACACCUUCCCGAGUGGAUCUUAUACUCGGCGCGGACGUUUGUGGAGCUCUCUUCCUGGACCAAACUCGAAGCGGACAGCCAGGUACCCCAGUGGGAAAAUUAACGCCUUUCGGUUGGGUUUUACUAGGUCCCACCUCCAGACGCCAGGCUGGGAUUGGUUCUGUCGCUCGGACGUAUCAUUGUCAUUGCGACGACACCACGGAACAACUACUCCAACGAUUUUGGGAGGUGGAGGAACUUCCCAAUCGAUCGCCCUUGUCGCCCGAGGAGGAGAAUUGCGAACGCCAUUUCAAGGACACGCACUCCCGAGAUGAAAGCGGUCGGUACUGCGUACGCUUACCUUUCAAGCAGGAUCCCAGCAGCGCUUUGACGUCGACGCGAGCUAUGGCUUUAAAAUUCCUGUUGAGCUGCGAGCGUCGAUUGGCCUCCAACUCCCAACUGGCGGAGGGUUAUCGGGCCUUUAUGGGGGAAUACCUCGACCUCGACCACAUGGAGCCCGUCAUGGAUUUAGAGAAGAAGACCAACGCCUAUUACCUGCCGCAUCACGCCGUGGUGAAGCGCCACGACCCUUCGGCCAAGCUGCGCGUCGUCUUCAACGCCUCAUUUCCAACAUCUACGGGAAAUUCUCUAAAUGACUGUUUGUGCACGGGCCCGAAACUUCAAGCGGAUCUGUGGCUC